Molecule: messenger RNA, 1330 nt
Organism: Bacillus rossius redtenbacheri
Lineage: Eukaryota; Metazoa; Arthropoda; Insecta; Phasmatodea; Bacillidae
Gene: Pef
Product: peflin
Exons: 6
Coding region: 122-793 (223 amino acids)
Biological process (GO): COPII vesicle coat assembly
Molecular function (GO): calcium ion binding
Source: RefSeq, a predicted model, not a curated record
AAGCGACGGGCAAUUGUAAUUCUGGCCUCAGCUGUUAAACCUAGCUUCUAGGCGCGAGGUUCAUAAGUUAUAUUAAGAGAGAACUUAAAGAAACGUACAUCUACCUGUAAUAUGUCAUACAAUGCAGUAUGAAUUCCUUGAUCAAGAGAGUUAUGCUCACAGUGUGAUCUUAGACAUGUGUAAAAAAGAUCUGUCUAUGCAAGCAAUGGGAUAUGGAGGUCAACCAAUGGCAGGACAUCCAGUUGGUCAGGGAUACUGGGGUGGCCAGGGACAGCCUACUGCUGUCAACCCUGAGGUAGAGCAGUGGUUCAAAGCUGUCGACACAGAUAACUCUGGCAAGAUAACCAGCAAGGAGCUGCAGUCAGCACUUGUCAAUGGGCAAGGCAAGCACUUCAGUGAUACAGUGUGUGAGCUGAUGAUUGGCAUGUUUCACACUGAUAAGACUGGUACAAUUGGCAUCAAUGAAUUUUCUUUGUUGUAUAAUUACAUUAACCAGUGGCUAGCAACAUUCCGAGCCUUUGAUCAAGAUAGCUCUGGCUCUAUUGAAGAAUCUGAACUGUCUCAAGCGUUCCAGCAAAUGGGAUUUCAUUUCUCACCGGAGUUUGUUAACUUUGUCAUCAAACGAAGCGAUUUAGAAAAUCAGAAAAAAAUUACUGUUGACCAGUUUAUUAGCAUAUGUGUGCAGAUUCAACGGUUUACUGAGGCAUUUCGAACCCGUGACAAGGAAUUGACAGGGGUCAUCACAAUAGGAUUUGAGGAUUUCUUGUCGGUGGCAUUAAGUUGCUCAGUGUAAUUUAUAAGCUUGGCUUCUAAAAUAUACUUACUGUUCAAGAAAUGUUAUCACAUGAUUUUUACUAAGUGAUUUAUUAUUACUUGUGUAUUUUUUUUAGAUUUAUUUUCUUUAUCUAUAAUUUUGCAAAUAUAUUAUAAGUUUACAAAUUGUUCUAACUUGUUUGCAUAGCUCAGGGAAAAUUCCACAUUAAUUACUUUAACAGUUUAUUUGUGAGCUGCAGUCAUAUGCAUACAAUGAGCAUAGCAAUGUGCAUAGCUAUAAACAACUUGGAGAAGAAAUUUUGUAUAACAGAAUUCCUAUAACACUUAUUUAUUUUAAAUUCUGUUCUUUGUUAACAUUGUAUAUUAGUAUGUAACAUGUUGGCCUUAUACUUGGAAUAUUUCAAUAUUUUACAUCUGGAAUAUUGAGUUUAUACUAAAAGUUAUAAUAUUUUUUUUUGUUAAAGUGCAUGUGUAGGUGUACAAAGCUGCAAUACCUAGGACACCCAAAUACGGUUAAAUGAGUGACUUUCUGAACAAUAUAUUUACUAUUCUUUAA